Eutrema salsugineum is the source of this 1261-nucleotide messenger RNA. Its product is annotated as WAT1-related protein At2g37460. Lineage: Eukaryota; Viridiplantae; Streptophyta; Magnoliopsida; Brassicales; Brassicaceae. Gene Ontology annotation, cellular component: plasma membrane. The transcript is spliced from 6 exons. Gene Ontology annotation, molecular function: transmembrane transporter activity. The coding region runs from base 88 to 1233 and encodes 381 amino acids. The record is from RefSeq and is a predicted model, not a curated record.
AACCUACCUCCCAUAUCUCUAUUGCUACUACUUUUAAAUAUAAUUAACAGGGAUAGAGAGUUAGAUUGUUGAUCUUAAGUUAUUAGGAUGGAGGAAGUAAAGAAGAGGGACUGUAUGGAGAAGGCAAGGCCGUUUAUUUCAGUGGUAUUGCUGCAAGUAGGAUUAGCAGGAAUGGACAUUCUCUCAAAAGCUGUACUAAACAAAGGCAUGAGUAAUUAUGUACUCGUCGUUUACCGUCAUGCCGUUGCUACAGUCGUUAUGGCCCCGUUCGCAUUCUAUUUCGACAACAGGAAAGUUAGACCAAAGAUGACGUUGAUGAUAUUCUUCAAGAUAUCACUUCUUGGUUUACUCGAGCCAGUGAUCGAUCAGAAUUUAUACUACCUGGGGAUGAAAUAUACGACGGCUACAUUUGCAACUGCCAUGUACAAUGUUUUACCCGCAAUCACUUUCGUCCUCGCAUAUAUAUUCGGGCUCGAAAGAGUGAAGCUACGGUGCAUUAGGAGCGCAGGUAAAGUGGUUGGGACAUUGGCUACAGUUGGAGGAGCUAUGAUCAUGACUCUUGUAAAAGGCCCAGUUCUCGACCUCUUUUGGACUAAAGGAUCCUCUGCACAGAACACAAAUGGGACUGAUAUUCACAGCGCCAUCAAAGGCGCAGUUUUGGUCACAAUUGGUUGUUUCAGUUAUGCAUGUUUCAUGAUUCUCCAAGCUGUCACGUUGAGGACUUACCCAGCCGAGCUCUCACUCACGGCAUGGAUAUGCCUAAUGGGGACAAUCGAAGGAACUGCCGUGGCGCUAGUGAUGGAGAAGGGAAACCCUGGCGCAUGGGCCAUUGGUUGGGACACUAAACUUCUUACAGCCACCUAUAGUGGGAUAGUGUGUUCAGCGCUUGCUUACUAUAUUGGAGGAGUGGUGAUGAAAACCAGAGGUCCUGUGUUUGUAACAGCUUUUAGUCCUCUUUGCAUGAUCAUAGUAGCAAUUAUGUCGACUGUCAUCUUUGCUGAGCAGAUGUACUUGGGAAGGGUUCUUGGUGCGGUGGUUAUAUGUGCAGGACUAUAUCUUGUAAUAUGGGGCAAAGGAAAGGAUUAUGAAUAUCCUUCCACACUGCAAACAGAUGAUGUAUUAACACAACCAAAGUUAGAACUGAUUAGAAAUGGGAAGGAUAAUGUUGAUCAUGAAGUCAUUAAUGUCAUCAAGCAAGGUGAACAAAGAAAAACAGUUGUAGAAACAGUUUAAUUGUACAAUCUCCGACACAAAUGUUUUU